Messenger RNA from Hyphopichia burtonii NRRL Y-1933, 432 nucleotides. It is a transcript of the gene PPT2, whose product is annotated as holo-[acyl-carrier-protein] synthase. The transcript has a single exon. NCBI's taxonomy places the organism in Eukaryota, Fungi, Ascomycota, Pichiomycetes, Serinales, Debaryomycetaceae. Bases 1 to 432 code for a protein of 143 amino acids. The record is from RefSeq and is a predicted model, not a curated record. Gene Ontology annotation, molecular function: holo-[acyl-carrier-protein] synthase activity; magnesium ion binding.
AUGGGCAAAGUUGGGGUCGUUUUAGGAAUAGGAGUUGAUCUUUUGAAGACUAGCCGAUUUCAGCAAUUACUUUUGAAGCAUGAAAAGCAGGUAAACUCUGAUUUUGCAAAAAGAUUAUCACAAAGAAUAUUACAUCCUAAGAGGGAACUACCGAGUUUUGAAGAAGCGGCUGAAGCCAAUGAUCUCAGAAGGUGCACUCUGAUACUUUCAGGUAGUUGGGCUGCGAAAGAAGCUGCUUUUAAGUCGUUGGAUAUUGAGGAUCAGAGCGAGUUUCAAUUCAAGGAUUGGUAUCGAUUUUAUAAUGGACGGGGGAAGCCAUAUAUUCAAAGUGAUGACUAUCAAUUAAAGAACCCUGAUGAAGAAUUCUUAUUGAGUAUAUCGCACGAUGUAGAUCUACUAGUUGCGUAUGUUACAAGACAACUGCUAAAAUAG